AUGAAAUUCCUAAAUUACUUCUUCUAAAAUCAAAACCCUUAAAAUGAGAGCUAGAAAAAUAUAAAAUCUAGCAAGACUUAUCAAUAAACUUUGAAAUUAGAAAGUCAAAUUUUGAAUUAAUACUCUGGACUUACUUUAGGUGAAUCGAUUGAAAUUAAAGAUGUAUACUUUAACUUUAGAAAUACAGAAACAUUUAUCCACACACUAGAGUGUGGAAAAUAAAACUAAGAAGUUAUGGUCCUUGUUCAUGGAUAUGGUGGAAGCGCUGUUACUUAUUAUUAAAUACUAAAAUAAUUAAGUGAAAAAUAUCAUGUAUUUGCCAUAGAUAUUAUUGGUAUGGGUCUUUCUGAUAGAUAAAACUUUAACGUUGAUAACGAUACUAGGUCUAUUAUUGACUUUUUUGUAGAGUCCAUAAAUCAAUGGAGAAUUUAACUUUCUUUGGAAUAAUUUGUGUUAGUUGGACAUUCCUUCGGUGGAUAUAUAUCAGCAAAUUACACAGUUAAAUAUUCUGAAUAAGUCACUGAGUUAUUUUUACUUUCACCAAUGGCUGGUACCCAAACUAAUCCGUUUGAGAGUUUAAUUGACGAGAAUGAUUUCUAGAGAUAUGUUAAUAACUAGCCUUUUUUACAAAAAAUGAUUCUUAAGUAUGUUAGAAAGUAGCAUAACACUAAGACUACUAUUUAAGAUUUAACUAGAAAAUGGUUUGUGCCAUCUAAAUUUAUCAUCGGUAAAGCUCUCAAUAAAAAAAUUCAUACAAAUAACAAAACUGAAAAGCAAUUAUGGCAAAAUUACUUUAAUAACUUAUACUAAUUACCUGAAUCUACUGAUCAUUUCAUUCACGGCUUAAUAACCUUCCCUUUUAUCUAGGCAAAAUUGUCAAUAGAAUAAUAAUUUGAAGAAAAUUUAAAUAAAAUUAAUUAAACUGUUCACUUUUACUUUGGAGAUUCAGAUUGGAUGGAUUCAACUGGAUGUAUUCGUCUUUCAAAAAAAUUAAAAAGUACCUUUAGGUACAUAGAAAAUGCCAGUCAUCAACUAUAUUUUGACCAACCUUAAACAAUAGCUAAUUUAUUACUCAAUCCUUAUUUAAAUUAUUUUUACUGA
Molecule: messenger RNA, 1101 nt
Organism: Tetrahymena thermophila SB210
Lineage: Eukaryota; Ciliophora; Oligohymenophorea; Hymenostomatida; Tetrahymenidae
Product: alpha/beta fold hydrolase
Exons: 1
Source: RefSeq, a predicted model, not a curated record